Anthonomus grandis grandis is the source of this 2760-nucleotide messenger RNA. Its product is annotated as tetratricopeptide repeat protein 27. The record is from RefSeq and is a predicted model, not a curated record. NCBI's taxonomy places the organism in Eukaryota, Metazoa, Arthropoda, Insecta, Coleoptera, Curculionidae. The transcript is spliced from 12 exons. Gene Ontology annotation, molecular function: protein binding. Bases 93 to 2471 code for a protein of 792 amino acids.
UUAUUAUUUACGUUUUGUUCGGAGUAAGAGCGUGUAUAUCUAUUAAAAUACGGCUGAAUUUAUUAAAAUUAUUGUUGAACGGAAUUACGGGCAUGGAGGAUCUGGAAAAUUUACUCUACGAAUACCUUUUGGUACCGAAACAUGUGCCGGAAAGCGAGAAGGGCGCCGCCCGCGAAGAAAUGAGAAAAUCCUUUGAGAAUUUAAAAAACAUGCUGCUCAAUGAGGAAACUUGGAACAUUUUCCUGGCAGAUCAGUACGACAUCGGUACUUUAAAGACAAAACUUAAUUCGAAGAGUGACGAGGAACGGUCUGACAUUUUUAUGUUUGGCAUGUCCUGUUUAAUAACAUUCACCCAAGCAAAUUUUACUGGUCCCGAUCUAUGCGAAAAAGUUGAAAAUUUUUUGAAAAAAGAUAUGUUCCAGAAUCUGGAUUUUAACAAGAUGUUAAGCUAUAACAAUGAGGAAAUCAAUUGCCAAACUAAAUAUCCACAACUUUUGGUCACAGCAAAAAUAAUUUUUGAAUGGUGUAUCGUAAACAGCAUAGUAAACAUUUGGUGGUACUGGAGAGCCCUGUAUUUGCACCAGCAUGUGUUGGACGAGUUAAGCCCUUCCCUACUGUCAGAUGCUGAUAGACUUUAUAAGUUAUUACAAGUUAAUUUUAGCCCAAAAGAAUCUAUUAAGGCUGCUUUGGAUAUUGAAGUUGCCCAACUUUAUAUUCUCUUUAGACAUGUAGGGAAAGCUAAAGAGCACAUUAACUCCGCUGUAGAGGCUUUAAAUUUGAAAUAUGACUUUGUGGGAAUCUUAGGCAAGAGGACAAAGUUUCAGGAGAAAGCUGUUGCACAGUUAGCAAUAAAAGUGAAUAUCAAUGAUGAAAUUAUGGCAGGUAUAUCAGUAGUUCCCCCAGUAACAGACACAGACACAAUAUUAAGCACGGACGAGUCUGAAUUUCCAAAAGACCUUCCACUAAAUGAUGAUGUGAUACUUGACAAUGUGGAAUUGCAAGCCGACGUCAAUGAAAACGUCGUUUUAUCGAAUUUGCCUCAAAAACUGUUUUUAACAGUUGUUCAGGAGGUGUUAAUAGCAAAACCCUCUAGCGACUUGGAAAAUGAAAGCAUGUUGCCAUUUUUGGAGUUGAUUUUAGGUCAAAAGAACACUUUCUGCGUUAAAGUUGUUGCUCUAUUGUUAAGAUCUAGACUAGAAUCAAAAAGCCAAAGAACAGUAGAAAGAUCCUUAAGACAAUGUGAAGAAGUUUUAGAUGCCUUUAAAAAGGAGAAACCCGAACCGUUCGAUAGAUUUAUUGACGUUUUUGGAUGUGGUUUGCAAGCUUCUUGGAAGAUUAAUAACCAAUAUGCAGAUCUCCUGUUGAACAUUGGUUUACCCAAAAAUGCCCUGGACAUAUAUUUGAACUUGCAGCUCUGGGAAGAAGUUAUUGUUUGCUACACUUUACUGAAACUGAGGCAUAAAGCUGCUGAAAUUAUUACUCAACAGUUAGAAAUUAAGCCAACAGUUAAACUGUGGUGCCUUUUAGGUGACGCGACAGACGACGUGAGUUGCUACGAGAAAGCGUGGGAACUAUCGAAAAGGCGAAGCCACAGGGCCCAAAGACACUGGGGCAACUUUUUAUACAACCACGAGAAUUACGCCGAAUGUAUACCGCACUUUGAGAAAAGCGUUUCGAUAAACCCUUUACAGGCCAGUGUCUGGUUUAGGCUUGGUUUCGCUGCCCACAAAACCGAUAACUGGCAAGUGGCAGCAACCGCUUAUAAACGCUACACCACUUUGGAACCGGACAGUUUUGAGGCUUGGAACAAUUUGGCCCAGGCAUAUUUGAAAAUCGGUAAUAAAAGGAGCGCCCAUCAGGCCCUUUUGGAGGCCCUUAAAUGCAAUUAUGAUAAUUGGAAGGUAUGGGAAAAUUUCCUUGUAGUAAGUUCUGAUAUUUCAAUGUAUUCGGACGUCAUCCGGUCCUACCAUCGACUAUUGGAUUUAAAAGAGAAAUAUUUGAACGUCAAUGUGCUGGGAGAGUUGGUGUGUGAUGUCAUUGAUGACACGAUAGAUUGCGAAGGGUUGCCGGCGGCGAGAUUUUUGCAGAAAACCAGGGAAUUACUAGGUCGUGUAGUAUCUAUACAUCCAGGUGAGGGUCCCGUGUGGGAUUUAUACGCUAAACUCGCUCCGAACAUUGUCCUAAAAACGCAACGACUCCAACGGGCUUUCAAAGCCUACACCAGAGACAACCAGUGGUUCAAAGACCUGAAGAUUUGCAACCAAGUACUUUACCUGUGCUUUGAACUGGGCGAUAUCGCUCUCAUGCCCGAAGUCGAGCCCAAAAAUCCAGUGGUGCACUCGAUAAAAUUAAAUAUUACCGCCGCGAUGUCCGCUAUUAGGAAAGAAGACUUUUUGGAUAACAAGGAACCGCUGGACAGGCUAUGCAUUAUUACGGGACGUAUUUUACAAAAAAUCCACGGGGGGAAAUAGCAGUUAAGUAGAAAUCUUCCUCGAAGAACUUAUUGCCAUCGGAUUGGUUUUUAACUUGUUCCUGGUUUGAGUACAUGUACGCCACCUGUUGCGAAGAAGUCGCCUCUUCCACGGUUUUAUCGUCUCGUAUUCUGAUAAAUCGGGGGAACCUUAGGGAUAUGCCCUUUUCUGGAUCAACCUAGGGAAAGAAUGUAACUUGAAAUUAACCGGAGAAAUAUCUAAAGUUAAAAAGUUAUUGUUUUAUUUGCUGAUUGUAUAUAAAUGAUAUGGUGAAAGUGAUUAAAAAGUG